This is a messenger RNA of Mesocricetus auratus (golden hamster), 1207 nucleotides long. RefSeq names its product endosulfine alpha (gene Ensa). The record is from RefSeq and is a predicted model, not a curated record. Gene Ontology annotation, cellular component: cytoplasm. Gene Ontology annotation, molecular function: protein phosphatase inhibitor activity. Lineage: Eukaryota; Metazoa; Chordata; Mammalia; Rodentia; Cricetidae. The transcript has 4 exons. The coding region runs from base 140 to 505 and encodes 121 amino acids.
CGGACUCUGGCCGCCAUUUUGACUGAGCAACCAUAGUGACAGGAGCCGAAGCAGCAGCUCAGGUUGUCCCCGUUUCCCCUCCCCUUUCCCUUUUCCGGCUGACUUCCCGGGCCCUGCGUUGCACAGUCCCGGUCCUGCCAUGUCCCAGAAACAAGAAGAAGAGAACCCUGCGGAGGAGACUGGCGAGGAGAAGCAGGACACACAGGAGAAAGAAGGUAUUCUCCCUGAGAGAGCUGAGGAGGCAAAGCUAAAGGCCAAAUAUCCCAGCCUAGGACAAAAGCCUGGAGGCUCCGACUUUCUCAUGAAGAGGCUCCAGAAAGGGCAAAAGUACUUUGACUCAGGAGACUACAACAUGGCCAAAGCCAAGAUGAAGAACAAGCAGCUGCCGAGUGCAGGACCAGACAAGAACCUGGUGACCGGUGACCACAUCCCCACCCCACAGGACCUGCCCCAGAGAAAGUCCUCGCUCGUCACCAGCAAGCUUGCGGGUGGCCAAGUUGAAUGAUGCUGCCUGGGGCUCCACCAGAUCGUGAGACGCUGCCCACUUGGGGUCCUGUGCUGGCUCCUGCCCCUCCCUGCUCUUGCAGCCAGGGGUCAGGAGGUGGCCCAGGCGCAGGCUAAAGAGGCAGAGGUCCCUGCCCACUGGUGUCCCAGCACAUGGAGCCACUGGGCUGAGCACCAAGACCUUGAACUUUUUUUGUUUGUUUGUUUUACCUUUUUUUCCAAAUAACUGUUGAGAGAAAUUUUAUUUGAAAUCUCAAGGGUGGGGUUGAGGGGUUGGAGGGGAAGAUGUGGGGGAAAAUGACUAGGGUUUAUACCUGGUAAAAAAAAGACAAUUUCCUAUCUUUCUCCUUAGCCACAGGUUUGGGAUGGAUGUAAAGUGAAGGGAUUUUCACAGACCAAUGACAAGGGCUUGAGUUCAACUCUGAAGAGAGAUGGCAGUAUUUGGAUGUGGCUAGUGACCUGGAGUCAGGAAAAAGGAGUUGUGCUCAUCACAAUAGACACAGUUUCUCUGGUUCUGCAGAGCAAGCUGAGGGUUCAGUGUGAAUUGUUCCUUUAAGAAAAGUGCUAUCCUUGAAAUAGGUUUGCUAUGGAGAGAGGGGAGAGAGUGGGGAGCCCGCACAGAAUCCUGGGGAAUUUUUUCAGUAUUUGAAAUAAAAUAAGAACAAAAAAAAAACCCACCCAUGGAAAAAAUCAAACCCAGAAA